This is a messenger RNA of Podarcis lilfordi (Lilford's wall lizard), 10085 nucleotides long. The record is from the annotation of a GenBank genome assembly. NCBI's taxonomy places the organism in Eukaryota, Metazoa, Chordata, Lepidosauria, Squamata, Lacertidae.
AUGGGCAGCCCAGAUGCUUAUCUUCGGAAAGACUGGCAGAUCGUCCGUGGCAUCCCCAUGGUCUGCGCGUUCUCCUUUGACUGGGACAGGAUCGACCGUUUCCAGAGCAGGCCUGAUGAUAUCGUGAUAUCCACGUACCCCAAAUCUGGUGAGCGUUGCAUGGGGAACAGGACCACAUUGACAAUCCGCUGCCUUUUGAUGACCGCCUAAAAUUCGCUGUCUGGUGUGGCCCAUCUCGGUGUGUCUAACGGUGGCAGUCAGUUCCCAGAAGCCUGGUGGAACAAGGAAGUCCUCGCCUGCCGCCAGAAGGACAGCAAGGAGGGAGCCAGUCUAGUUUCUUCAGGGAGGGAGUUCCAGAGUCUGGGAGCAGCCACCAGGAAGGCCCUGCCCUGUAUCACACUUUCCUACACACUUACCCACCUAUUAACUUGCCCUGAUUACUCUAAUAUUAUUACACGGACACACUAUUAUUUAUAAACACCAGAACAUCACAAAGCCCAUGAGAGGAAGCCAACUCCUAGUGGCCAAGGGUUUUUCAGCCCCUCCCCAAUAAAAUAUUUGAUGGGCCAAGCUCUACCAAAGUUGAUGGGCAUUGCCAAUCAAAUGUUGUGCUCGCACUGCGUCACAUAAACGAUUAUGCUGGAUGGGGCUUUCCUGGGCCCCACCCCAAUAUUUUAUUCAGCUUGGCACUCCUGCACCCAUUCGCUGCCAUCGUUGCCCUCUAUGAGUUAGGAGGGCAGCUUCUGAAAUGUGUAGGUAGUAUAGAAGGCUCGCCUGUAAGGGGGCUUCCAUCUUGUACAAGAAUGCACAAGAAGACGCCAGGCUGCCAUUUUGUCCCCACUGCUCCACCCCCAUCUGUUUACACAUUUAGGGAAUGCCUGAAGAAGAGCGUGCCCUAUAGAACAGGCAUAGGCAAACUCCAGGCCUCCAGAUGUUUGGUACUACAAUUCCCAUAAUUCCUAACCACUGGUCCUAUUAGCUAGGGAUGAUGGGAAUUGUAGUCCCAAAACUUCUGGAGGGCCAGAGUUUGCCUAUGCCUGCUAUAGGGAGUUUGUGGCUCGAGUCAUGUAUGGCUGAGCAAGCCCUACAAGAAAAUAGUGAGACUUGCACCCUAGUAAGCACAUAUGGGGUUGAGCCACAUGGCUGUAACCUAUGCAUGUAAAUAGAUUUUAAUUAUUAGGAGCUUUUCGAGGGUUCCACAAAACACACCCUACAACCCACUGGCUGCAUAAAAGGUAAAGGGACUCCUGACCAUUAGGUCCAGUCGUGACCGACUCUGGGGUUGCGGUGCUCAUCUUGCUUUAUUGGCCAAGGGAGCCCACGUGCAGUUUCCAGGUCAUGUGGCCAGCAUGACUAAGCUGCUUCUGGCGAACCAGAGCAGCCCAUGGAAACGCCGUUUACCUUCCCGCCGGAGCGGUACCUAUUUAUCUACUUGCACUUUGAUGUGCUUUCGAACUGCUAGGUUGGCAGGAGCAGGGACUGAACAACGGGAGCUCACCCUGUCGCGGGGAUUCGAACUGCCGACCUUCUGAUCGGCAAGUCCUAGACUCUGUGGUUUAACCCACAGUGCUACCCGUGCCCCUUAGGACACCCCUAUUGAUCUUAAGGCAUUGGCUGGAGAUGUUUCAGCAGGUGUAUCAGCCCAUUUGGACUUCUGAGAAAAUUCCCUGUCUUACCUUUCGUUUCUGUUUGUUUGUUUGUUUCCAGGAACUACAUGGAUGAGUGAAAUUGUGGACAUGAUUAGGAAUGAUGGCGACCCCGACAAAAGCAAACGGGCAAUUUUCAAUAAAGUGCCCAUGCUGGAAUUUGCUGCCCCAGGAAAGAUGCCAGCAGGUAAACUUGCGUGCGAGUUACCGAGAGAACUUGCAUUUCAGAGAUCCGAGGUGAACAGGUAAAAAUUAAAGUGGGUGGAGGAAUAAGCAGUUUCCUCUGAGUUUGUGCUUUCCUAUCUUUUCUUGAUCUCUGGCCAAGGAUCAAAGCUCCUCUUCCCUGCCUUGAGGAAAGGGAGCAUAAAAGAAACCUGCAUUUCUGGCAGGUGAGUGAGACUAUUUUAUAUAUUUAGAUCACACGUAAUUUUCAGAAGGUGGUUUUCCCUCUUCAUAACAUCCAGCGCCCAAACUGGGAGAAAAAAGAGAAGUGGGAGCAGGUGCAGGGAGGAAGUUAGGAUGGUUGGGCCACCAUUGCUAUGCAUUUUAAGCAGUAUCAUGCCACUUUAAGCAGUCAUAAAAAAAAGUAAAGGGACCCCUGACCAUUAGGUCCAGUCGCGGCCGACUCUGGGGUUGCGGCGCUCAUCUCACUUUAUUGGCCGAGGGAGCCGGCGUACAGCUUCCAGUUCAUGUGGCCAGCAUGACUAAGCCGCUUCUGGCGAACCAGAGCAGCGCAUGGAAACACCGUUUACCUUCCCGCUGCAGUGGUACCUAUUUAUCUACUUGCACUUUGACGUGCUUUCGAACUGCUAGGUUGGCAGGAGCAGGGACCAAGCAGCGGUAGCUCACCCCGUCAUGGGGAUUCGAACUGCCGACUUUCUGAUCGGCAAGUCCUAGGCUCUGUGGUUUAGCCCACUGUGCCACCCGUGUCCCUUUAGCAGUCAUGGUUUCCUCAAGCAUUGUGGGAACUAUAGUUUGUUAAGGGUGCUGACAGCUCUUAGGAGGCCCGUUUCCUGCUCACAGAGCUACAAUUCUCAGAGUGGCUUAACAGCCUACACCUCUUCUUUGGGAAUUGUAGCACUGUGAAGGGGAUCGGGGCCUCCUAACAACUCUCAGCAGCACCCUUAACAAACUACAUUUCCCAUGAUGCCUUGGGGGAAGCCAUGACUGUUUAGUGAUUUGAUACUGGUUUAAAUGCAUAGCGCAAAUGGAGCCUCGACUACUUCUGCCUGAAAAUGAGUGACAUGACAGCUCACCUCACUUCAGACAACAGCCUAGCACUGUGAUCACUAGCAGUGGAGAUCAGGAGAGGCAUGUGCUGGAUUGGACCCAAGUCAAAGAAGUCUUAUCCUGGCUCUUGGACCAUCCUUAAGUGGACCUUCAGGAAAAGCCUGUAGACAAGGCAUAGGCAUUGGCUCUCCAGAUGUUUUGGGACUCCAACUCCCAUCAUCCCUAGCUAACAGGACCAGUGGUUAGGGAGGAUGGAAAUUGUAGUCUCAAAACAUCAUGCCAGGCUAUUGUCCAUGCUUUGUUGGGCUGAUAAGAGUCGUAGUCCAGCAACUGGAUAGCUCUGCAGGUUAUAGCGUGGUGCUGAUAAUGUCAAGGUUGCAGGUUCGGUCCCUGUAUGGGGCAGCUGAAUAUUCCAGCAUCGCAAGGGGUUGGACCAGAUGAUCCUUGGGGUCACCCACUCCACAAUUCUAUGAUUCUGUAACAUCGGCGAGCAUGGGGUAAAGGUGUGCUGGUCCUGGGGGCUAACCGAGAGGCGAGGUCCGAGUCCAGUCCGAGGUCGAUGGUGCGGUAUGGAGGCUGUCCAUCAAAGCUGUAGCUGGGUCCAAGGCAGGAAGUUGGGUGGGGUCAGGAACUCUGGCAGAAGAGCAGGAGAGGAUGCAGGCAGGAACAGGCUAGCAACAACGUUGCUCCCGCAAUCUGGGACUGGGGCUGGCUGGCUUUUAUCUGCCCCAAGGCAUAGGGUGGCCCUGGUCCACAGGUGACAUGCCUCUCCUGGCCUGGAGGCGAGCACUCCUCCUGCAGGAAUUUAGUUCCCUCCGCCUCUCUGCCCUGAGCCUCUGCAGCUCUGGAGAGGCUGGAGGGUGACCGGACUCAGAGGCCACCUUACCUUCCCCUGACAGGGCUGAGAGUGGAGCACCUGCAGGCAAUGGGUCCUCCAUCACCUCAGGGGCCAGAGCAGACUUGGCAGGUGCCUGCACCUGAGGAUCCAGCGUAGGUGAGGACCCUUCAGGCUCAGGCCCCAGCCCCGGCUCAGCUGGUUCUGGAGGUGGGGACUCCUGUGCAGGCUGGAAUUCUUCAGGUUCAGCCUCUGAGUCUGAAUCCCAGGCCAUCACAAAAGGUUUCCCGCAACUACCAUACUGAAAGCUUUUUCUAGUGAUCCAUGCAUUGUCUGAGUUGCUUUAGCCUACUGGUGCAAUGAAGUUUCCUUGGCCUGCAGGUCACAGAUCUCACCACAGUUCCCUCUUCUGCCCACAGCUAGGUAAUGACGGCCGACAGGAACAGUCAACUGUCCUUUAUGCCGCAGGUCAACUGUUCAACCAUAUUACCCAGUAACACUCUUUUGCUCACCAGGCACAGAACAAUUAACUCAGAUGCCAUCUCCUCGCCUGGUGAAGACCCACCUCCCAAUUGACCUCCUUCCCAAGUCCUUCUGGGAAAAUGGCUGCAAGGUAAUCCUACUGGGCACCAAUCCCACAAGGCAGCUAGUUUCAGAGUUUUGCAAAAAAAAAUCCACACCUAGUGUGAAAAACUACCAGUACAAUUUGGACUGUGUGUUUUCCCCCCUGCUUCCCUUCUAUGAAGAUGAUCUACGUGGCUCGCAACGCAAAGGAUGUCGCUGUCUCCUUUUACCACUUUGACUUGAUGAACAAGCUGCACCCAGACCCAGGUCCCUGGGAAAACUACCUGGAGAAAUUCAUGGCUGGAAAAGGCAAGUCUGCCCAUCCAUUCACCACUGUAUGUACUUAAACUUUUCACUUUCCCAGGAAACAUAAAGUAUUGUUAUGGGUUUGGGGCAGAGGGUCAGUUCAGCCUGUGAUCCUGCAUCCAGUGAGCUUUAUAAUUUAGUACAGUGGUACCUCGGGCUAAGUACUUAAUUCAUUCUGGAGGUCCGUUCUUAACCUGAAACUGUUCUUAACCUGAAGCACCACUUUAGCUAAUGGGGCUUCCUGCUGCUGCCAUGCCACCAGGGCACGAUUUCUGAUCUCAUCCUGAAGCAAAGUUCUUAACCCGAGGUACUAUUUCUGGGUUAGCGAGUCUGUAACCUGAAGCAUCUGUAACCUGAAGUGUGAGUAACCCGAGGUACCACUGUACAGGCAUGCCCAAAGUCCGUUUUGGGGGCCUAAUCCAGCCCCUUGGCCAGUUUUAUCCAGCAGUCAAAUUCUAAAAAAGCUCAACAACUUUGGUCGGCCCUCACGCAUGUUUACUUCAUCAAAUCCGGCCCUCUUUGAAAAAUGUUUGGGAACCUCUGAUCUGCUAAAACAGGGGUAGGCAACCUAAGGCCCAUGGCCACAAGCGGCCCGUGGGGGUCAUUUAACCGGCCCCUGAGCUGCCCCCAAACUGAGCCGCCCGCUCAGCGAGUCCCUGCCCGCCGUGCUAAACUGGCGCAGUGUAGUACGGGGACUCGCUUCCGCGGCACUGAAAAUUGUGUCUGUGCAGAAGCAGACACCGGAAAUUGUGGGUGCGCACUUACGUGCGCGUGUGAUCUGGUCCACAGAGGGAUCUUGGCUGGAGUGAACCGGCUCAGGCGAGGUAAACCUUGCUGACCCCUGUACUAGAAGAUGCUGCUCAAACCAGUUCCUUGGUUAAUAGCUAGCCAGUUAAGUGCUCUCAUCAGCAUCUCAAAGAAUGACCUAAGUGGUGGGGCACUCCAGGCAUUUAAGCUAUAAAGCCAGGAGAAAACUCUAUGUGUGUCAAAGCUGAGGAAUAUGUGGUUUAUAUUGUACUUAUCAUCAUCAUCCAGGUGUUAAGACUACAGGGAUUAGAUCCAGCACCUGUGGAUUACAGAUCUAUGUUGAUCCACCAUCUAUGUUGAUCCACCAUCUUCAUGCAGAAAUGCACAGGGAACGUCAGUGGAAUUAGGUUCUGAUCUCACAACCAUUUUAGCCUUGGUUUUCUUUAAGAUUUAAGUAAUGCUGCCAUAGAUGGAACUGGCCACACACAUGAUGGUGGACUGAAAUUAACCAGUGAUACUUAACCCUUGGAGCGGGGGCACAGGCCCCUUUGAGAAUCUGAUGAAAACUACAGACCCCAUCUCUUCAGAAAAAAUGCAAUUAUAAAUACAUACACACAAAGUUUUGCAUGCACUUAAUUUUAUUGCACUGGCAAACAUUUUUCCUUUUGUGUCCGGUGCACAGACCCCCCUGAAGCUCACAGGGUCCGUGGGCCACAUCUUAAGAACCCCUGGCCUAACUCACCCCUGGCCAAUCUAUUCUCAUGCUGCUGUGCCAAUAGCUGAUCUGGAGUAAUAUCAGAGCCUGCACAGCCCUGAGUGAGCCAGUGGAAACAGAAGGAAGCAGCGUGCAAGUUUUAUGAAAUGAAUGAAUGAAUAAGGCAGCAGUGGCUAGUCGAAAACUACUGCUACCACAAGCUGAGAUCAUUGUGAGAAUUGUCAUCGCGCCACUCCUUGGUGGGUGCGAUACUCUCCCCGAUGCUUUUCAACAUCUUUAUGCGCCCCCCCCCGCCCAGCUUGUCCGGAGUUUUGGGCUGGAUUGCCAUCAGUACACCGAUGACACCCAACUCUAUCUGUUGAUGGAUGGCCAUCCUGACUCGGCCCCGGACACACUGACCAGAUGUUUGGAAGCUGUGGCUGGAUGGUUACGUGGGAGCCGGUUGAAGCUAAAUCCUUCAAAGACAGAGGUCCUGUGGCUGGGACGGGACAAUAUGGAAUUGGGGGGGCAACUCCCAUCUCUUGCGGGGGCGCAAUUAGUGCCAGCACCAUCCGUUAAGAGUUUGGGUGUAAUCUUCGACACCUCCCUUUCCAUGGAGGCGCAGAUUGCAGCUAUAACAAAGGCGGCAUUUUUCCAUCUCUGCCAAGCUAAGCAGUUGGCUCCUUACCUCUCUCGCCCUGACCUAGCCACUGUGAUCCACGCGACGGUCACCUCCAGACUGGAUUAUUGUAACUCGCUCUACGUGGGGCUGCCCUUGAGACUAGCCCAGAAACUCCAGCGGGUGCAGAAUGCCGCAGCAAGACUCCUUACGGGGUCCUCGCUGUGAGAUCGCAUUCACCCAGUGCUAUACCAGCUGCACUGGCUCCCGGUGGAGUACAGGAUCAGGUUUAAGGCGCUGGUUUUAACCUUUAAAGCCCUAUACGGCUUAGGACCCUCAUAUCUACGGGACCACCUCUCCUGGUAUGUCCCACAGAGAAACUUACGGUCUUCAAAUAAAAACAUCUUGAAGGUCCCAGGCCACAGAGAGGUUAGGCUGGCCUCAACUAGAGCCAGGGCUUUUUCGGCUGUGGCUCCGAUCUGGUGGAACACUCUGUCACAAGAGACUAGGGCCCUGCGGGACUUGACAUCUUUCCGCAGGGCCUGCAAGACAGAGCUGUUCCACCAGGCCUUUGGCCAGGGCACAGCCUGACUCCCUCCCUCGGCAAUCUUCGCGGAGCUCUGGCCCAAUGGUUGCCAGUGGCUUGAUUUGAAUCAAUUUUAUAAUGAAUGAUUUUAGAGUGUUGUGUUGUGUUGUACUGUUGUACUGUUUUAUUGUUGUUAGCCGCCCUGAGCCCGGCUUUGGCUGGGGAGGGCGGGAUAUAAAUAAAAUUUAUUAUUAUUAUUAUUAUUAUUAUUAUGUGCGGUUUUUUUCAGUGAUCUUUACAACAACCCUGGGAGGUGGGCCAGCAUCAUUCCCUCUAUUUUGCAGAUGGGGAGUUGAGGCUGAGAAAAGUGUGGCUUGCUUAAAGCCCCCUAGCAAAUAUGUAACUGAGACAGGAUUAGGUCUGGGGACUUCUCUGUUUACAAUUUAGCCAAUAGGCCCUUGUAUUCUAUUACAAGAUUCAACUUGUUAGGGUUUUUUUUUUAAUAUAUAAAAACCAUCUAUUAUUUCCCCACUUCUCUGCUCUUUCUCAAAAUUUAGUGGCUUUUGGAUCCUGGUAUGACCAUGUGAAAAGCUGGUGGGAUAAGAGGAACGACCACCCCAUCCUAUACCUGUUUUAUGAAGACAUGAAAGAGGUAGGAGCCAACAGGAUAAGCCCCUGAGGUUAUUUUAUGUGACAUAUUGGAAGAAGCAAAUCUUGCAGGGGAUUAUAUGCGGUAUAAUUUUUGUUUUUAAAAGUGUGGAAAAUCUUAAGAAUUGCCUUCCUGACUCGGGCCAAGGGUCCAAAAAAAAAAGAUAAUGGGUGUCUUUCAUUUUCUCCUGUGUGGGGUUUUAUAUAUUCAGCAAAGCUUGCUGAAUUAGAAGCACAAUUGCUUCAUCAAAUACCCAAGAACCAUCAAAAUGCUGAUCUAUUUCAACACCGUUUCCCACAGGAUCCAAAGCGCGAGAUAAAGAAAGUGGUACAUUUCUUGGGAAAGAACCUGGAAGAUUCUGCUGUGGAUAAGAUUGCCUACAACACAUCCUUUGAACUGAUGAAGCACAAUCCUGCCACAAACUAUAGGAUGGCUCCAGCUGCCAUGAUGGACCACAGCAUCUCCCCAUUUAUGCGCAAAGGUAAAAGACUUGCAUCGUCCUCUCUGACCACCGUUCCGUAAAGAUUUAGGAUCAUGAACAGAUCAGUAACUGACUUCGGUUUUUUUUAUUAUUAUUGAUUAAUUAACCACCCCGAUUCAACUGAACAAUAAAUCUGAAUAGUACCAAAACCUCAAUAUUGGUACUAGAAGGAAAAGCCAUAAAUACAGAAAAAGAGUUCUGCUGGAUUAGGCCAUUGGCCCAGCAUUCUGUUCUUGCAGUGGCCAGCCAGGUGACUGCAAGAAACCUGAACGCAGGACCUGAGGACAAUAGCACUCCCCGCUUCUGAGAUUUCCAGCAACUGGUAUUCAGAAGCAUUCCUGCCUCUAACUGUGGGAGUAAAAAGGUAAAGGGACCCCUGUCCAUUAGGUCCAGUCUUGGACGACUCUGGGGUUGCGGCGCUCAUCUCGCUUUAUUGGCCGAGGGAGCCAGCGUAAACCUUCCGGGUUGUGGCCAGCAUGACUAAGCCGCUUCUGCCGAACCAGAGCAGCUUCCUGCCGGAGUGGUACCUAUUUAUCUACUUGCACUUUGACGUGCUUUCGAACUGCUAGGUUGGCAGGAGCAGGGACCGAGCAACGGGAGCUCAACCCGUCGUGGGGAUUCGAACUGCCAACCUUCUGAUCGGCAAGUCCUAGGCUCUGUGGUUUAACCCACAGCACCAUCCGUGUCCCUCUGCUCUACAGUUAGAAGACACCAUGUCAGUCAUCUAGUCCAUGGGUAGGCAAAUUAAGGCCUGGGGGCCAGAUGCGGCCUAAUCGCCUUCUAAAUCUGGCCCAUGGACAGUCCAGGAAUCAGCGUGUUUUUACAUGAGUAGAAUGUGUCCUUGUCCAUGGAGUUUUCUUGGCAGGGAUUAUGGAGCUGGAGGAGACUCUUGAGAGUCCCAUGGACUGCAAGAAGAUCAAACCUAUCCAUUCUUAAGGAAAUCAGCCCUGAGUGCUCACUGGAAGGACAGAUCCUGAAGCUGACGCUCCAGUACUUUGGCCACCUCAUGAGAAGAGAAGACUCCCUGGGAAAGACCCUGAUGUUGGGAAAGAUGGAGGGCACAAGGAGAAGGGGACGAAGGAGGACGAGAUGGUUGGACAGUGUUCUCGAAGCUACCAGCAUGAGUUUGACCAAACUGCGGGAGGCAGUGGAAGACAGGAGUGCCUGGCGUGUUCUGGUCCAUGGGGUCAUGAAGAGUCGGACAUGACUAAAUGACUAAACAACAACAACAAAGAAUGUGUCCUUUUAUUUAAAAUGCAUCUCUGGGUUAUUUGUGGGGCAUAGUAAUUCGUUCAUUCCCCCCCUCCAAAAACAAUAUUGUCUGGCCCCCCACAAGGUCUGAGCGACAAUGGUCCAGCCCCCUGCUGAAGAAGUUUGCUGACCCCUGAUUCUAGUCUAACCCCCUGCAAUUCAGGGAUUCAGGCUUGAACCCACAGCCCUAAGAUUAAGAAUCUCAUGUUGUACCUAUUGAGCUAUCCUAGCUAAAGUAAACAGGUGGCCCAUUACCUUCCAGCCUGACUAAAACUGGCUUUUACCAAAUAAAACGUAUCUUUGCUGAUUAAAACGUCAGUUGAUUAAUCUACCACCGGGAGCUCUCAACUAUCCACCCUUUUUUAAAUGACUGAAUCUUCCAGAGAGCUCGUGAACAUCUGAUUCAUAUUCUUCUUUCUUCUAGGGAUCGCUGGAGACUGGAAAAAUCACUUUACAGUGGCUCAGAAUGAGGUAUUUGAUGAAGAUUAUAAGAGGAAAAUGGUGGACACAACGUUGCGAUUCCGAAUGGAGAUCUGA